Molecule: messenger RNA, 1338 nt
Organism: Diaporthe citri
Lineage: Eukaryota; Fungi; Ascomycota; Sordariomycetes; Diaporthales; Diaporthaceae
Exons: 2
Coding region: 1-1338 (445 amino acids)
Molecular function (GO): oxidoreductase activity
Source: RefSeq, a predicted model, not a curated record
AUGGACUUCCUCAAUACUCUUCUCCAACGGCCCAGCGUCAUCGCGGACCGUCUCCAGGACAAUGUCACCCAGCCUCCAGCCGUCAACGCUUCCGUUAGAUAUGGCCUCACCCAGCAGCCCGUCGCCAGCUCGACCGCGUGGCUGGUCGGCGUCCCUGCCGUCCUUGGUCUCUGGGUCAUCCUGUGCUCCUCCCUCCGCUUCAGGAAUGAGAAGGCCAUGCUCCGCCGUUAUAACUACCCAACCCGGGCUUCUCUCGCCAAGAUGACCAACGAUGAUGCCCAGCAGAUCGUGAAGUACAUCUUGGACUACGGAUUCCCGCUCAUCUAUAAGCUAUCGCUGCAAUUUGGUCUCUUCAAAACCUACGCCUUCUCUACGAUUUCUUCCCUUCUGGCACACACCAAAUCCUUCUCGGAUCCCACUAUGGCACCUAAGCGUUAUGAGGAUACGACUAUUAUAUUUGGCGAUUUCAGCGUCAACCCGCCUACAUCUGAGCGCGCCAUCCAAGCCAUCGCACGAAUGAACUACCUGCACAGCCCCUACAAGAAGGCCGGCAAGAUUUCCAAUACGGAUCUGCUCUACACCCUUUCAGUGACUAUCAUCCAGCCCAUCGAAUUCAUCGGGCUCUAUGAAUGGCGUCCCCUGAACGACAUGGAGGUCUGCGCCAUCGGCGCCUUCUGGAAGAGUAUCGGCGACGCCAUGGAGAUCGAAUACAAGGGUUAUCUUACCCAGGACGACUGGAAGGAUGGCAUCGAGUUCGUCGAUGACAUCACCGCCUGGGCCAAGCGCUAUGAGGUUAACGACAUGAAGCCACACCCGAGCAACAGGACCCUCGCCGACGCGCUAAUAGGGAUGCUGCUUCCCUUUAUCCCGGCAGCUGAUUUCGCGAUGCAGAUCGUGACCGUACUGAUGGGCGACCGCAUGCGUGAGGCGUUCAUGUAUCCCCAGCCCGGACUCUUCGCCUGCUUUGUGACAUAUGCCUCUCUCAUCCUCCGCCGCUUCAUCCUGCGCUACUUCUGCCUCCCACGCCUGAAGCCCAUAAUCUUUUUCUCCGAGGAGGCUGACCCCGUCACCGGCCGCGUCAAGCACUUCGACUACCUGCUUGAGCCGUUCUACAACCCCUCGACCUUCUGGAGCCGCUGGGGGCCGAUAGCAUUGGUCUUCCGCCUGAUGGGGGGGACGGUUCCCGGUUCGCCGGAGUUUUUACCCGAAGGCUUCAUCCCUAUGGAUUUGGGGCCGAAGAACAGGAUGGGCAAGGGGGCUGAAGAGAUGGAAAUUGAUAUGGCGAGGAUAAGGGCGACACGCCCUUCUGGUUGUCCAUUUUCAGCUCACUUGGCCUGA